AUGUCCCUCGCAACUGCAACCUGCCAUUCUCAGCUCACACCACCAGAUUCCCUUAGCAGGAAACGUCCUCUUCAGGAUCCGCAAACCGUUGCUUCCUCUUCCUCUUCGGAACAAAAUCUUACAAACCACACAAACAAACUCAUCAAAACCAGCGCCGGCGCUGCUGCCAUUCCCAUGGCCCUCCACCUUCAAAAGGCACAUACCCAGAACUUUGUCUACCACCCGGGAACCGGCCAAAUCCCCCCAUAUGUCUCUUCCACUUCACCUCAGCUAUCAGACAGUCUCAUUCCUUCGAUACCGUCCGCAUCUACCACCGCAUCUACCACCGUCGCCGCUUCCCAAAUUUACUUCUCUUCAUCCUCCGCGACACCGGCCGGCCCAGAAGUCGUGGCCGCUCAACAAACAGCUUCAGCUGUUUCACCAGACCAACUCGCUACCUUCCAGGCUCAGCCUACUCCUUGCCCUAUCUACUCCGCCUGGACUGCUCCAAGAUCAUCAAACAGUCUUAUGAUUGCCCAUCCUCAACAACAUCAAAUCGUUGUUGCCGCUCCAACUCAAUCUACAUCCCCCACUGAAGCUUCCCAAAAAUCCACCGUUUCAUCCCCAACCUCUCUCGUCUCCGACCGUAAGGCUUAUGCAGGCUACCUCUCUCGUCAAAAAAAGGAAUGCAACGACGCGGAUGCUGCCUCCAUCUGGAGCCCUGAUGUCGAAAAGGCCUUCAUGGAAGCCCUUAGGCGUAUCCCGCACGUCGGCCGCCGCAAAAUCACCGUCCAUGGCAGGCCCUGUGGUCGUAACGAGCUCAUCUCAGAGUACAUCCAGCACAAAACUGGAAAAAUUAGAACUCGCAAGCAGGUCUCGAGUCACAUCCAAGUCCUCAAGCAUCUUCUCAGAGACGACCCAGAGUUCAUGGAGCUUGUUGUCGAAGCACCCCCGGAAAAACCUAGAGCUUCAUCUCCUUCAAAACUUUCUCAACCUCAACCUCAACCUCAACAACAACAACCUCAACAACAACAACCUCAACCUCAACCUCAACCUCAACCUCAACCUCAACCUCAACCUCAACCUCAACCUCAACCUCAACCUCAACCUCAACCUCAACCUCAACCUCAACCUCAACCUCAACCUCAACCUCAACAUCAACAUCAACAACCCCAGCAACAGCCACGCUCUGAUCUCCGAACAAGCCUUGAAGAUCUCUUUAAAUCCCCCAGCAAAGCCUCUACAACUCUUUCUGCAGGCUCAACCUCUUCAGCAACUGACCCAAUCACUCCAUGCCCUAAAAAGAUUCCCUCUUCCGCAGAUCUUCUCAUGCUCACGGCUACUCCAGAACCCCCGUUGGGCUCAAAUUCUCUUGACCAAGACUCUUACAUCUUCAUGCCCCUCAACUUCUCCAUGUACCAAUAUCUCCCUCUCGCUCCACCUCAGGUUACUAGAGUCUUCUCCCAACUCAUCCGCCCUCAGCUCGAGUCCCCCGUUAAGCAAAAGCAAUCUGCCAAGCUCCUCAACCGCUUCCCUUCCGUGUCUCAUGGUCUUUUCGCUUCAGGAUAUCCUACCGGUGUCCCUGUCAUCUAUGGCAAGUCUAAGUUCAAUCUUCCUCUUGGUUCUCAAGUCCCUGAAGGAUCCCUCUUCAAGUCGGAUGUCGAAUUUAUUGCCAGCAGUACACCUGUUCUUGGAUCUUCCCCUGGUUCUAUCCUGCGCUCCCAGGCUCCCCCUCAACAUCAAUGGGAUUGCAUAACUAAAGUUUACACACUUGGAAACGAGGUACUCUCACUCAUCGAACCUAUUCGUGCACACAUAAACCUUGGCCAGCGGACUGAAACUCUCCAUCUACCCUUUGCUAGCGACUUUUGGGCUGCCUUCAUCGUUGGAAUCACUGGCAAGGCUGGUGCAAAGAGUCUCAAGGAGGCUGCCAAAGCUGUCAAUGCCAUCACCAUGAUCCAGGAGAUCCACUGCCAUGUACCGCAGGCGGCCCCCGACGCAGCAGUUGCUCCUGAUGGCACCACUACCCCUGCAACAACAACCCUUUCUUCUGCCACUCUCUAUGCCGUUCUCGUCUGGGAAUUUGAAAUGGUCAGUGACUCCUUCUCAGCAAGAACAGUCUUCCGCAAAAUCACCUCAGGACCAAGAGAAAACAAACCUUCUCCCAUCGUUAUUCCUCAACCUCAACAUCCUCCUCACCAGCCCAUCCCUCAAAAGGUUGUCGUCGUCCCACCUCAAUCGGUUCAUCAACCCCAAGGUCUCCAGCCUGCGGCCACCUUUUCUCAGCCGUCGCCUCUGGCUGGUCGCAGUAGACCUGCCUCCCGCAAUGACCACGUCCAAGCUCCAGCCCCUGCCCAGCGCACGGCCCCAGCCGUCAUGGGUCCCCCUACGGCUCCCUUCGGACAGAUCGCUCUUGCAUCUUCUUCAGCCUCCUCAACCCAACCUGAUGUUGUCGUUCCUCUUGCUGUUUCUCACCGGGCAUUCUCCAUGGGUGAUUUAGCUCAUGCUCAAAUGGCCACAACGUCUUUUGUCGGCAUCACUGGCGAAGGCAUCUUCAGCCCCACCACCACCUCCACAGGAGUAGCAGCUGCGGCCGCAAAUACUUCAGCCGUACACACAUCUCGGCAACAUCAGCUACCAAUAAACAACUCAACAAACCCAUCCACCUAUGACCUCAACUCAACUGCCGCCGCUGCCGCUAUUGCCCAUCAAGGGCGAGGAACUCCUGCAACCGCAACUGCAGCAGGCUCCGGCAGCUCAACCAUGAUAUCAUUGGUCUCCGAUUCAGUGCCACUUGCACGUCCAUUGACUGCAUUUUGUGAGUCCUCCGUUCCAGUCGGCGGGAUCCCAGCCUUUUUCGCAACCAUCCCGGGCCACCACCAUCAGGGAUUCCCGGGGUCCGCCAUGGCUGGUGCAGUCGGUGUUGGCGCUCACCACCCCCACCAUAUGUUUCAUCAUCAUCACAUGACUGCAGACGCAUCUAAUAUUUGGUACCCCGUUCAGGGCUCAGAUCUUAUUGUGCGCAGACUCAUGGAUGAUCGCGAACCGGCGGCUCUCAUCUCGGCUGGCCCCUCUACUAACACUGAUCUCUCUUACGACCCGUCUAUUAUGAGUGCUGCCACAGCGGCCGCUGAAGCUGCAGCUUCCAUAGCCUCCUCAAACUCUUUCGAUAGCAUAUCUCCAAAGGCCUCCAAUGCAAACUUCCUCGGCCUUCAAAUCGCCACAGCCGGGUCCUAUGAUCCGCUAUAUAUCGACCAAGGUGACGGCAGUGUAUGUCCGAUCGAACCCCCCAUUCGAUCUGCUCCUCCGAAUAUUGAAACCCAUAGUGCCGCCGCCGCCGCUGCUGCACAAGCAGCUGCCCAUGUUGCAGCUUCCCAUGCCGCUCACGCCGCUGCCUCCGCUCAUGCCCAUGCAGCAGUCGCCGCUGCCUCUUCAAGCUCUUUCUCUUCAACCUCGCUUGAUUCAUCAGCCCUUUGGUCUGCCGGUGAGUCUUCAGUGUCGUCUGUUGGAACAACAGACGCUGGUGCACCCGGCGAACCUGUCGCUGACACGCUUUUUAACGUCCUCGAAGAGGAUGAAUAUACAAGCUGUUAA
Molecule: messenger RNA, 3573 nt
Organism: Magnusiomyces paraingens
Lineage: Eukaryota; Fungi; Ascomycota; Dipodascomycetes; Dipodascales; Dipodascaceae
Exons: 1
Coding region: 1-3573 (1190 amino acids)
Biological process (GO): regulation of transcription by RNA polymerase II
Cellular component (GO): transcription regulator complex
Molecular function (GO): DNA-binding transcription factor activity, RNA polymerase II-specific; RNA polymerase II cis-regulatory region sequence-specific DNA binding
Source: RefSeq, a predicted model, not a curated record